AUGGCUUUCAAGGUGCUGUCGAAAGUCAUCGCACUGACAGGCCUAACGCCUUACGCAAGAGCGGCUCCGGUCAGCUGCGACAGCGAGGAGUGCUUGGCAAGAGCCGAGGACACAGAGGCAUUAGCAGCCUCGACGGUUUUGUUGCAGGCCAGCCUACAGCAGUCGAGACUUUCGACGGUAGCGCAGGGCAAAGUGCAAACAGCACUUCCAGGCUCCCUUCUUCGCGACUCUAGCGGCCGCUUUAUGGAGCUGCUGAGUCUCGCCGCCUUUGCUCUGCUCUCUCCGGGUCUUGCGGUGCGGGAGGCGGGGAUUUCUGCCAACAAUGUCCCCCCCAGCGUGGAGGUGACUUUCCAGAAGGGAAUGGACCUGCAGGAGCUGCAGCAAGUGGCGUCUUUCAUCGGUUACAGGUGUGCCUCUAAAGAUCUCUACAAGACUUAUGGCAGAGUGGCGCAGUGCCUCAGAAGAUGGAUUGACGACGGUCUCCAGGGGAAGUACAACGUCUUUGUUGGUGAGGAUAGCAUGGGGGCGAGCUUCGACUCCGAACACGCAGCAGCGUUCAAACACGGAGGUGUAAAGAUUCUCAUCUUCCGCCCGUGGUGA
Molecule: messenger RNA, 600 nt
Organism: Symbiodinium sp. CCMP2592
Lineage: Eukaryota; Dinophyceae; Suessiales; Symbiodiniaceae
Source: the annotation of a GenBank genome assembly